Messenger RNA from Colletotrichum godetiae, 2079 nucleotides. Its product is annotated as fungal-specific transcription factor domain-containing protein. Gene Ontology annotation, cellular component: nucleus. Gene Ontology annotation, biological process: positive regulation of transcription by RNA polymerase II. Gene Ontology annotation, molecular function: DNA-binding transcription factor activity, RNA polymerase II-specific; zinc ion binding; transcription cis-regulatory region binding. Bases 346 to 1977 code for a protein of 543 amino acids. The transcript is spliced from 4 exons. The record is from RefSeq and is a predicted model, not a curated record. NCBI's taxonomy places the organism in Eukaryota, Fungi, Ascomycota, Sordariomycetes, Glomerellales, Glomerellaceae.
GGGAAGUGGAAACGGCAACCCUAGUCUAGUGCCACUUUGUCGGCACCCUCACACCGAAGCCGAACUGAACCUCCCUCCGUCCGUAUCGUCGCCUAUCUUUACCAUCACGUGGUAUAUGUAUCUGCGGGGCAGGGAGACUGUGUCGGCCUUCCUCCGCUGUGGCUGGCAAUUUCUACCUCUGGCUGUUAUCGUGUUUGUUCGAGGUUCCGAAGUCGUAUCUGCAGUUCAACACGGAACAUCCCAUCAACAUGUCAUAGCUUCGUAGAGGGAACCACCAUCUCCUCGCCUAACCAUCUAGCGAAAACCAAUCUUUAUGUCGUGCCGUAGAGGGAAGAUAUACUGAGCAUGUCCGACCCCAAUAGCCCGGCGCGUCGGCGGAGAGGUGGGGACUUCCGGGCGAGAAGCGGUUGCCGCACAUGCAGAGGACGCCAUGUGAAAUGUCCCGAACAACAUCCAAUAUGCGAUCACUGUCAGCGUUUGGGACUAGCCUGUCAAUAUGAAGUCAAACUAAGUUGGCAAGCCGCCUCGAAAUGGGAGCUGCUGCAGCUAAGCUUUUCCAGAAGACAUUCAUCAUCAUCAAAUAUUGAUGGAGAUGCUCAAGAGUGGAUGUUUCUAAACAGUCACGCACAUGACUUUGAAGGUACAUCUGCCGGGGUCAUCAUCGACAUGCCGGUGCAUGAAACGUCAACCAAAUUGGCACGCAAGAUACUCUCAGACAAAAUCUCGAGGUAUUCGUCAUCAUCACCACGUUUCACUUUGUCUCCAAUUGGUUUGCACGAUAAAGAAGCCCAUUUGUGGCACUAUUUCGACCAGUUCAUAGCUCCACGAUGUGUCGUGAGUUGUGAUAAAAAUCCAUACCGUCAGAUCAUUCUUCGAAUUGCAGCAUCAUCGCCGGACGGCCCGGUCAUGCAGGCCAUCUUGGCCGCGUCAGCCCAACAAAUGCAGGUGUUGGGGCAUGGCGAAAGUACUGUCCUAAUCUGGGAUCAUCGAAACCGAGCUCUGGAACUAUUGCGCGGCCACGUGUUCGCCUACUCGGAAGCCGAUGUGAAGACGAAUGCGAAACGUAUGCUUGCCCAAGAAAUCAUGGCUUCCACAAUGAUGAUGUGUUUCUUCGAGAUCCUACAUGAUUGCUCAGAUGCUUGGAAAGUUCAUGCCAAUUUCGGCAAAUCUUUCUUGAUGAAUGAGCUGGUAUCAAACCAAGCCAUAUCAUCUGACUCCAGUGAACUUUUUGACUUCGCUGCUGCCUACUUCACAUAUCAUGACGCCCUUGCUUCAACUGCUGGAACGAAUCCGGUGACUCAAGACAGCACCAGCAGCCUCUGUCAUCUCCUCUACAGCAAGGGAUCUGCGCUUGAAAGCCUUUCAGGCUGCUCAAGGCGUCAGACAUCUCUAUUAUCUGAAAUUUCAGACCUCACCAGCCAUGCUUCCUGUGGUGCUGGCGGCGCACUACAGAGCGACGAUGACAUUCUUGAAAGGACGAAUUCCUGGCACCAAAAGCGAGAUGCAAUCGAAAGAAACUUGCACCUAUUGAAGGACACAUCAGUUCCAUCAUCAAGCGAACUAUCUCCCAAGUCUGCAAAAGAAGAAAAUUCCUGGUUAGUCUCAGAGCUGAAAAGACUCACGUGCCUGUUGUACUUUUACGCGAGAGUUGACGACUCAAACCCUUCGGAUGCACACAUGAUCAGACUCACAGGCAAGAUCUUAGGACUUCUUCCGUAUACCUCUCUUCAGACAAAUACUGUUCUUUGGCCACUUUUUAUAGUUGCGACACUUGGAGUCCGCUCAGAAUCUGAUAGCGACAGGAAGUUGAUACUGAAGCGACUACACUUAUUACAACAAACACGGCAGUUAGGAAACGUCAGAAAAGCGAGGCUAAUCGUUGAGAAUGUUUGGAAAGCACGAGAUAUUGACUCUUGUAACGGAAAGCAAGGAUGGGCUAUUUUAGAGGGGCGCUAUGAUGCCAUAAGUCUGGCUUAAUUCCAGUUGAUUCCUGGUCUUCAUGCAAUUUGCUGUAUCUUUUUCACUGUUAUUUGCAAAGUUCCUUCGGGGAUUGUCCCUUGGCCUACAUACUCAAGUGGU